AUGACGGGCCUCCCCGUGAGUUGCGAAUGUGGGAACAUUCGCUUUAGGACGCCAACGUCAGAGCCGGCAGGAAUGGCAUAUUGUCACUGUACGGCGUGCAGAAAGCAGUCAGGCUCUGCCUUCGGCACAUCUGUGUACUUUUCGUCGGCAGGCUUGUUCCCGCUGCCCGAGGCGCUCGAGGCCAAGCUCGCCAUGUUCACGCACCCGACCGACAGCGGCAACACGAUGCGCUGCUACUUUUGCCCAAAUUGCGGCGUGCGCAUCUUCCACGCCAUCGUGCUGCCCGACGGCAGCUUGCGCUCCACCGUGGCCUUCAAGGGCGGCGUCAUCGACGAGGGCAUCGACUGGAAGGCCGUGAAGCCCAGAAACAUCUUCACGCGAUCGGCCGUCAUGGACAUCCCCGACGGCUGGGAGUGCUACGAGGGCGCUCCACCGCCGCCCAAGACGCAAGGCGCGAGCAAAAGUUAA
Lasiosphaeria miniovina is the source of this 468-nucleotide messenger RNA. RefSeq names its product Mss4-like protein. The record is from RefSeq and is a predicted model, not a curated record. Lineage: Eukaryota; Fungi; Ascomycota; Sordariomycetes; Sordariales; Lasiosphaeriaceae. The coding region runs from base 1 to 468 and encodes 155 amino acids. Gene Ontology annotation, molecular function: carbon-sulfur lyase activity. The transcript has a single exon.